AUUUUCAUCAACCUCUUAAUAUUGCAAUUAGCACUCAUUUAUCAUCCUCUCUCUCUCUCUCUCUCUCUCUCUCUAUGUAAAGACAUUAAGAAACACAAAGAGAGACAUAAACAUCAUGUUAUGUUUCAGAUCAAACCCUUAUGCAUUGUUCCUUAUUUUCUUCUUCUCUUCGUUUCUUUUCGGACAUGAAACAGUUUCUAAUGCCUCAAAUGUCCAGACUUUGCAUCUUCCAGGAUAUUAUACAAGUUUUGUGGUUGGGGAGAGAGAGCACAGUGAAGUGUUUCAAUGGAGGAAGAUAGGCCUAGAAAGGAGGAACCUUGCAGAGGACAACUCGUCUUUGAUUUUGGCACAAAAGAGGACUUAUAGGAGAGACCCUCUUAAUGAUUUUCUAAAGUACACCGGCGGUUGGAACAUCAGCAAUCAACACUAUUGGGCUUCUGUUGGUUUCACGGCGGCUCCUUUCUUUGUCGUUGCCGGUGUCUGGUUUGUGAUUUUCGCAUUAAUUUUGUUCGUCAUAUGUAUCCGUCAUUGCUGUUGUCAACUGAAUUCGUAUGGCUACUCUCGGACGGCGUAUGCUUUGUCCCUUAUUUUCCUCAUACUCUUCACCAUUGCUGCAAUUGUCGGGUGUGUUGUGUUGUAUACCGGUCAGGGAAAGUUCCAUGGCAGUACAACGGAUACACUGGAUUAUGUUGUUAGUAAGGCAGACCUUACUGCUGAGAACCUCAGGAAUGUGUCAGAUUAUCUUUCUGCAGCUAAGAAAAUUAGCGUGGAUGCGACUAUUUUGCCGGCAGAUGUCCAAAGAAGCAUCGAUGACAUUGAAAAGAAGAUAAACUCUUCGGCUUCAACUCUUUCCCGUCAAACAGCCGAUAAUAAAGAAAAGAUCCAGCAUGGCUUAGACAGUGUGAGAUUGGCUCUUAUCGUUCUUGCUGCUGUGAUGCUCUUUUUGGCAUUUCUUGGAUUCCUAUUUUCCAUUCUUGGAUUGCAGUGCCUGGUUUACACGCUAGUGAUCGUCGGGUGGAUCCUUGUUACCGGUACAUUUAUUUUUUGUGGAGUAUUUCACCUCCUCCACAAUGUUGCCGGUGAUGCGUGUGUUGCAAUGGAUCAAUGGGUCCAGAAUCCCACUGCUCAUACAGCGUUGGAUGAUAUUCUGCCAUGCGUCGACAAUGCAACAGCCCAAGAGACCUUGUUACGAACCAAGAACGUCACUCAUCAACUUGUGAACGUCGUGAAUGGCGUCAUCACCAAUGUAUUCAACCGAAAUUUCCCGCCGCAAAUGGCACCUUUAUAUUACAAUCAGUCUGGUCCAUUGUUGCCGGCUCUCUGCAAUCCGUUUUAUUCUAAUCUAACAAAUCGAGAGUGUGCGGUUGGUGAAGUGAGUUUGCACAAUUCUUCAGAGGUUUGGAAGAACUAUGUAUGCCUGGUUUCAUCCUCUGGUAUUUGUUCUACACCCGGGCGAUUGACCCCUCAAUUUUACACUCAGAUGUCGGCAGCAGUGAACGUCAGUUACGGUCUGUAUCGUUACGGUCCAUUCCUUGUUAACUUGCAAGACUGCACUUUCGUGCGUGAUGCAUUCACGGAUAUCAGUCAUGAACAUUGUCCCAGUCUGCGUCGAUAUAGUCAAUGGAUCUACAUCGGAUUAGUAAUCGUCUCGGCCGCCGUCAUGUUGUCGUUGAUCUUCUGGGUCACCUACGCAAGAGAGAGAAGGCACCGUGUUUACACCAAACAGUACGAUGCUAGAUACGAAGGCCAAUACAAUGGUCGAUAGGACUCCGACCCUAACGAUUACGGUCUUAAUUUUCUCGUGUAUUUCGAGUAACAUGCAUUACAAAAAUUUGUACAUUAUGUUUGUUGUCGGAGAAGCCUAAUUAGGGUUUGAAAGCCUGUUCUUGAA
Messenger RNA from Hibiscus syriacus, 1891 nucleotides. RefSeq lists its product as uncharacterized. The transcript has 9 exons. NCBI's taxonomy places the organism in Eukaryota, Viridiplantae, Streptophyta, Magnoliopsida, Malvales, Malvaceae. The record is from RefSeq and is a predicted model, not a curated record. Gene Ontology annotation, cellular component: plasma membrane; plasmodesma. Bases 116 to 1765 code for a protein of 549 amino acids.